AUGUCUUUCUACGCCCCAGGCUGGGACUACAAUCGGCUCCUGAACGCCACCAGCGCCGACUGGAUGACCCUAACCGACGAACAACACAGCACCAUGAUGACCGGCCUUAAAGAAGCAGGUCUCUUCGACGGGGUAGUAGCCGAAUUCGAGCGGCGGGACAGGGGAAAAGAAGACGCAAUUGAAGCCGCGAAGCCUGAAGAGCAGCGACUCGCUGAGCGGGAAUUAAACGCUCCAUAUAUCGACACGCUGAAGCGCGUGUUUAGAUUCGACACGGACUGGUCUGAGUGGGGUUUUGUGGUCUUUCGUGCUGGGCUUUAUGGCGCCCAGCAUGAGGCGCGCUGGGAGGAGUUUCGUGCGCGGUGGGAUUUGAUCUUCGAGCAGGAAUUCAACGCGCACAGGGGGUAUCAUCCCAAGUCGGAUCGGGCGAUGGAGUUGUUUCGGUUUCGGUGGGUGGAGGACCAGGCUCUUGAUAUGGCUGCGCCGGAGGAGGUUUCGCGACGCUUUGAUAGUAUGUGGCAGGAUCUCCCGCGCGGAUUCACGACGUCUACUUGUCUGAUGGUCACCCCUGAAGUCGUAGACUCUAUUCUCAACUCGCCAUUACCAUCGUCUGCAAAGCAGAGGGAGCGAGUCAGACUUCCAUUUGUGGUUGCUGUGUCGAGAUCUGCUCACGUCCCAUUCCCAGAGGAAGAGGAAGAGGAUGUAUUCGGGGCUGACUUCAAAGGACACUUUCAUGUUGCUGUGGAGUCACUUUUGGGUACCUUCUAUGGGAUUGUUGCGUUGGAUAUCAUCGACCUCCCUAUAUUGGUUGUGGGUAUGACGAAUGAGAGGGAUGUUUGGUGUCAUCCCCAUCGCGGGGGCGUGCGGCAUUAUGAAGAAGGUGAAGUCUAA
Aspergillus puulaauensis is the source of this 888-nucleotide messenger RNA. RefSeq lists its product as uncharacterized. NCBI's taxonomy places the organism in Eukaryota, Fungi, Ascomycota, Eurotiomycetes, Eurotiales, Aspergillaceae. The transcript is spliced from 2 exons. The record is from RefSeq and is a predicted model, not a curated record. Bases 1 to 888 code for a protein of 295 amino acids.